Messenger RNA from Magnusiomyces paraingens, 312 nucleotides. RefSeq lists its product as uncharacterized. Bases 1 to 312 code for a protein of 103 amino acids. NCBI's taxonomy places the organism in Eukaryota, Fungi, Ascomycota, Dipodascomycetes, Dipodascales, Dipodascaceae. The transcript has 2 exons. The record is from RefSeq and is a predicted model, not a curated record. Gene Ontology annotation, cellular component: membrane.
AUGGAACAUCCCGCUUUUACUAUGAGUGCUUUAUGCACUAUCGGUGGCCUCGCAGGUUACAUUCGUCGCAAAUCUUUACCAUCCCUUAUUGGCGGCGUUUCAACUGGAAUUGUCUUUGGUGCUGCUGGAAUUCUACUUAAACGUAACGCUGAUUGGGGUCUCGAACUCGCUCUUCUCGGUUCUCUUCUUUUGGGUGGCGCGUCCCUCCCCCGUGCAAUUAAACUUCAAAAACCUGUCCCCAUUGGACUAAGCGUUUUGGCUGGUGUUAAUCUCGUCUACUACUCCAAAAAGUAUUACGACUUUUACGCCUAA